This is a messenger RNA of Mugil cephalus (flathead mullet), 2908 nucleotides long. RefSeq names its product ATP-sensitive inward rectifier potassium channel 12-like. Gene Ontology annotation, cellular component: plasma membrane. The transcript is spliced from 3 exons. Gene Ontology annotation, biological process: potassium ion import across plasma membrane; regulation of monoatomic ion transmembrane transport. The record is from RefSeq and is a predicted model, not a curated record. NCBI's taxonomy places the organism in Eukaryota, Metazoa, Chordata, Actinopteri, Mugiliformes, Mugilidae. The coding region runs from base 355 to 2100 and encodes 581 amino acids. Gene Ontology annotation, molecular function: inward rectifier potassium channel activity.
GGAUCAGGGCAGAUGCACAGCCACCAGGCAGGAGCGACUCUGUUCAGCUACCAUGGAGCAAGAAGACAAAGCUCUGACUGGAGACACGUACAAGCUGGGGCAACAGAAAUCCAGGAGCAGAUUCAUGAAAAAGGUAGUUCUUUUUUAAAGAAAAACAAGGAGGCAAAGAGGAGAGGACAGCGACAACAGUGAACCUACUCAAGUAUCUAUUCAUGAGGAUGAAGCCACAGUUUAUUUUCAAGUGAAUCAGUCCAGAAUAACGUAAAGAAAAUGUAUCAUGGGACCCAAGUGCUGAUAACAAAUGCAAGACAGACCUGAGCUCAUACUGCCUCCCUGUCCAGCAACAGUACGUUAAUGGUUGGAACUGCCCGCCCCAACCUACAUUACUGCCCUCGCAGACACAGCCUGAUGAUCACCGGUGCCAUGGGAGCGGUGCGGGUCAACAGAUACAGCAUCGUUUCCACAGAUGAAGAUACCCUGAAGAUCUCCAGCCUGGGCCUCCACAAUGGCCAUAGUCCUCUGACUCAGCAGACACUUUCAGGGGCUUGUGUGCGAGGUGAGGAAGGAGGUGGAGGAGAGGUGGAGGAGAGGUGCCCCGGAAGUGAUGAACGAAGAGGAGCGUUGUCUUUGAGGGUGACCAAUGAACCCAUCGUCCAUAAAAGCUGUCGUGCUUCCCCUUCAUGUCGCCUGGGCCUGGAUCUGAGCACUGGCCGUCUGCGCAGCCGCUUUGUGAAGAAGAAUGGCCAGUGCAAUGUUGUUUUCAAUAAUAUGGAGGACAAGCCACGACGAUACCUGGCUGACAUUUUCACCACCUGUGUGGACAUACGUUGGCGCUAUCUACUGCUCAUCUUCACCACCACCUUCCUUCUGUCUUGGCUGCUGUUUGGUCUGAUCUUCUGGGGUGUGGCGCUCGCUCACGGAGACUUUUCCCUUCACAUCCCUCUGAAGGAUGAAGAUCCUCGGAGUAUUGCAGAGGAAGGAAAAGAUGAGUGGAGGCCAUGUAUUCUCCACAUUCAGGGUUUUAUUGGGGCAUUCCUAUUCUCCAUAGAGACACAGACCACCAUUGGAUAUGGUUUCCGGUGUGUCACUGAAGAGUGCCCAAUCGCUGUGGUGACUGUGGUGGUGCAGUCCAUCGUAGGCUGUAUUAUUGACUCCUUCAUGAUUGGCACCAUUAUGGCAAAGAUGGUGCGACCAAAAAAGCGGGCUCAGACCUUGCUGUUCUCACAUCAUGCUGUCAUUUCCCUGCGUGACGGCAAGUUGUGCCUCAUGUGGCGCCUUGGGAACAUGCGGAAGAGCCACAUUGUUGAAGCCCAUGUGCGUGCUCAGCUCAUCAAGCCGCAUGUCACUGCAGAGGGUGAGUACCUCCCUUUGGAGCAAACAGACAUUGAUGUCGGCUAUGACGAUGGGCUAGAUCGAUUAUUUCUGGUGUCGCCAUUGGUAGUGGUCCAUGAGAUUAACAAGAACAGUCCUCUAUAUAACCUGAGCCGCAGUGACCUGCAGAAAGAGGACUUUGAGAUUGUGGUCAUCCUGGAGGGCAUGGUGGAGGCCACAGCUAUGACCACUCAGGCCCGUAGCUCCUACUUAGCCAAGGAGAUCCUUUGGGGUCAUCGCUUUGAGCCAGUGCUGUUUGAGAAAGGUGACCGCUACCAUGUAGACUAUUCCCGCUUCCAUAAGACCUAUGAAGUGCCAUCUACACCUCACUGCAGUGCCAGGGAACUGAGCCAGAUGAUGGGUCGAAGCGGGCAGUCCUCCACCUCCAGCUCAAGUUAUUCCAGGUCUCCAUCACCGUUUGCCCCAAGAGUAGCCCGGCACCUACUGGGCUCUCACUCCCCAAGCGCUUUCUGCUACGAGAAUGAAGUAGCUUUGUGCUGUGGAGAUGAGGAGGAGGAAGGGGAUGCGAAAGAGGAAGUGGAAAACCUAAAAGUGAGAAGUGACCAGGAGCUAAAGAUGAGAGAUGAUAUUCACUUGGGGUUCAAGGAGACGUUUGUGGAUGAGCAGACAGUGGAGAUGUUGUGUGUUCUGGACACUGAGAAUCAGAUUGGCCUUGACAGACUACAGCCCACCCUACCUUUAUACAUCAGCAGAGAGUCAGGAGUUUAAUCAGUGGUUAUGACUGCCCUUCCAUUUGUUUCCUCUCUUUGUGUGCAUCCUACCAAAGUAUUGAACUUGUGUAAAGAUAAAAGAUGGAGGACACAAUUUAAUCUAUACAUGGGCUGGAGGAGAAGGAUGUUUUUUCACGAAAUCCACACAGCUUUAGCUCAUAAUCUUGCUUUGUUUUCAGGUCACGUAUACUUUCAGUUGUAACAUCAGCAUCAAGAGAAUGCACAACUUGUCUUCUUUUAAACAUGGUGACCAGGUAUACACAUAAAUCAUCAAGUAUCUUGAAAACUUAAUUGCUGUCUUGUUUUAUGAUCUCUGUAUGAUUGACACGUAAAUCAAGUUUUUUAUUCUUGAUUUCCAUUUCCAUUUUGUAUAUAUGAUACGCUUUACUUUACUUAAGGAUUUUACAUCAUAAACACAUACAUCUUAUAAAAGAAAAAUCUAUUUAUUUUAUAGGCAGCAUGGCACAAAUGUUUCAAACGUUAACACUUGUUUUUUCCUGUAAAAAUUAAUAAUUUCUGUAUUUUGAACUUCUGUCUUCCUGCUUGAUUUCUGCGACUUUUCCACUUUCCAUUUGAUAAGUAAGCUAUUUUUUUUUUCUUCAAAAUUCAUCACAGUGUAUCCUUUAAUGAUAACUAAGCACAAAUAUGAUCCUUAUCCAUGAAGCAGAAUUCAAACAGUUAGUGAAACCGGUGCAAAUGAAGAAAGAGCACUUUAUUCUUACUUUUAUUAAUAGAUACAGACACUUUGCAAAUGUGUGAUGUUUUGUAUGAACAAAGCACCCAAUAAACGACAGUUGAUAAUUGAA